GGUCAGCUGUAGCAUUAUUUUUUGGUACUGGUGCUAACCACUUAAUGAUGCGGCAGCAUAAAGUGCAAGGACAAAGAAAUUUGCAUCCACAUUUAGAUACAUUCAGAAUGUUGUGUGGUGGAAAAAAAACUUACUUUGCUGCUGCUGUGUGCAUUAUUACUCUAACUUCAGUGGUCACACUUUCUUAUCUUAGGUUACAGAGACUUUCUCACCUGCCAAAAAUAAUUCAAGAAGGUAGCAGAUGUAGAGGGAAAAUUACCAGUAGCACAAUAACAGCAUUAAAAGGUAACAGAACUUUUAUUAUAUCCCCGUACUUUGAUGACAGAGAAAGCAAAGUCACUCGUGUGAUUGCGAUUGUUCACCAUGAAGAUGUAAAACAACUAUACUGCUGGUUCUGCUGUCAGCCCGAUGGAAAGAUAUAUGUAUCAAAAGCAAAAAUUGAUGUUCACUCAGAUAGAUUUGGAUUCCCUUACGGUGCAGCAGAUAUAGUUUGUUUGGAACCUGAAAACUGCGAUCCAACACAUGUAUCAAUUCAUCAGUCUCCACGUGGAAAUACUGACCAGCUGCCAAAGUUUGAAAUUAAAAACCGCAAGGCUGAGGCCUUUUCUGUUGACUUCACUGUAUGCAUCUCUGCCAUGUUUGGAAAUUACAACAAUGUCUUGCAGUUUAUACAGAGUAUGGAAAUGUACAAGAUUCUUGGGGUACAGAAAGUGGUGAUCUAUAAGAACAACUGCAGCCAUCUGAUGGAGAAAGUCUUGAAGUUUUAUAUGGAAGAAGGAACUGUAGAGGUAAUUCCCUGGCCCAUAAACUCACACCUCAAGGUUUCUUCUAAAUGGCACUUCAUGCAAGAUGGAACACACAUUGGCUACUAUGGACAAAUCACCGCUCUAAAUGACUGUAUAUACCGUAACAUGCAGAGGAGCAAGUUUGUGGUUCUUAAUGAUGCUGAUGAAAUAAUUCUUCCCCUUAAGCACCCAGACUGGAAAACAAUGAUGAGCAGCCUUCAGGAGCAAAAUCCAGGGACUGGCAUUUUCCUCUUUGAGAACCAUAUCUUCCCAGAAACCGUAUCUACUCACGUGUUCAACAUUUCGUCCUGGAAUACUGUGCCGGGUGUUAACAUAUUACAGCAUGUUCACAGAGAGCCUGACAGGAAAGAUGUAAUCAAUCCCAAGAAAAUGAUAAUUGAUCCACGAAAGGUGAUCCAGACUUCAGUCCACUCUGUCCUACGUGCUUAUGGGAACAGUGUGAAUGUUCCCAUGGACAUUGCCCUCAUUUAUCACUGUCGGGUGCCCCUUCAAGGAAACCUUCCCCGAGAAUCCCUCAUCAGGGAUACAACACUGUGGAGAUAUAACUUAUCAUUGAUCAUGAAUGUUAACAAGGUGCUGUAUCAAACCGUACUGUAAGCUCAAAAGUGAAAUGCCGAUGAUAAGGAGGGAAAGCGGAGAGCUACCCGUGUCGUGGGGAGGCAGAGGAUAUCAUUUAAAGAUCACAUUCAAAUCACUUCCACAUGAAGUUUGCAUCUUACACAGAUUUAGGAGAACAGCCCUUUUAUGUACUGUACAAAGGUAAAUGCAUUUGAUUUGUGAACUGAGACAUGGUACCUUGUAAGAGUCCACAGUGAUUGAGUGCUGGUUAAAAAUUGGGUUCCUCAGGUAAAGUCUCUACUGCAACUUUGUAUGAUGUGAGAGGUGAGGCAUAGUGAGAAGGUAGCUCUUUUACAUGCCUCUAACUACGAAAGGGCAAUAUUCAAGGCCUAGGAAGUGACCAUGCAGAAAUUAGAAAGUUAAUGUACUAAUUUCCAGCUUUCUCUGUUUUUCUUUUCCCAUCUUCAUAUAUGUUCUAGCUAGUGCAAUGAACUUGUAUAACUACCUGAAGAAGGAAUGAAUUGAUUUUUGGUUAUUUUUAUCUCUGAAGUACUCGGUGGAUAAAAAAAUACAGCUGUGCUUAGUGGUGCCUAUUAAAAGAUGGCUUGGGACAGCAUCUCCCAGAUGAAGAGCUGCAUUGGCAUUAACACUGUAACUCAUUAUAAUCACAGAGGCAGGAUAAGCAAACACACCAGCUGUAGCACUGGAACUGUCACUUAUAUUAGAGGUAUUUCUUCUCAAGGGAAACGGGAAUUUGUAGCAGAGCCAUGAGUCAUUUAAUGAUACCAAGGAUCAAUGCAGAUGGUAUUACUUCUUCUGGA
This is a messenger RNA of Gymnogyps californianus (California condor), 2185 nucleotides long. RefSeq lists its product as uncharacterized. NCBI's taxonomy places the organism in Eukaryota, Metazoa, Chordata, Aves, Accipitriformes, Cathartidae. The transcript has 2 exons. Bases 45 to 1403 code for a protein of 452 amino acids. The record is from RefSeq and is a predicted model, not a curated record.